UAUUUUAGGUCAAAAGACAUUUCAAACAAUGUUUGGCAAGUCAUAACAAGUUUGUGGACAGAAAACCACCGUGUCUGUGUUAAAUUACCUUAUGAUGUUGGACAGGAUGGAAUAAAUCAAGGAAUGGAAGUCUAUACUAGCAUCAAAGGGGACUUGUUGACAGCCCGGAUUACCUGAGAAGUUUAUUCGAAAUACAAUCAACAAAAUCCACUUGCUUCCCAUUUAGUCUACAAACAAACACAGCUUCAUCGGUUUGCUUGUUGUUGUGUAUGAUGGCUGACAGCAAUGGAGAAGAAGAUUCAUCUGUCUUUUUGACCGAGAAAGACGAUCCUGAAAACAUAUUCUUUGAAAUUGACGUGGUUUUCUCAAAAAAAGCUUUCCUCUCAUCAUGCAGCUCAAAACAGGAUCAAGUUUGCUGCCCAGUGAUUCCAUCGUCUUCAAAUGUUGACCUGGCAGUUGAUACUGAAUCUGUUAACGAUGAUAAAGCUGCAAAGACGAGGAAGUUUAAAAACAUUGCACUCCCAAACUGGCUGGUAAAGCCUCACGCUAAAAAGUCCAAUGACGAUCGAGUAUUUGCGAAACAUUUCAAUGCCUUUCACAGCAAUAAAAAGAAGAUGCUACGUACUAAUUCUGCACCUAAGAAAUUGGUAUCUGGCGGGGUUAAAAUGGAGUACCAACAUUGUAGUACAAUUGACGAGGGCACCGAAGGGCUGUCAGACGAUCAUCACACUCUACGACCUAGAAGUCCUGUCAUUUUUGGCAAGCAAAUUGUCGAAGAGGGAAAAGAGAAAAGCAAAGGACAUGUAUGGCGUCGCAGAGCGUCCCUUCCAGCUCAUGUUGGUAAAAUAUUUUCAGACGGAAUAAAGGUUACAGACUCGAGUGGCCACGUACCGUUGACCCCAGAAGCACCGAGGAAACGAUCUAGUAGUCCCACAGACAAAAUGGAAAAGGAUGUACUUAAAACCUUGAUCUUUGGUAAAUCUCACCAUGGAACAGCUAAAACCUCUUAUGACAAACCCUUAAAUGCCGAGCAAAACUCCAUUAAUGGGGAUAGUAAUACGGACUUGACUAACGAAAAAACUACUCAUAUGAGCAAUCACAAGUUAGAAGUACCCAGGCUACAAUUACAUCGAUUGGAAACUCCGGAUUUAUUCUAUGUUCCUGAUAUGGAUGAAGACUGCGACACAGUGGUACGACUAGACAAGAAGAUAUCAGUUUCUGCUGGGGAACUACGAACUGCUACAAAAAUAGACAGCGAGAAGUUAGAAAUUGAGCUGAUCAAAUCUUUGAUAACUCAGGAUCUGAAAAACUACCUAGAAGACAAAACGUUUAUACCAGAUCUGUGUCAAAAAUGGUGCAGCGAUCUAAGUCAGACCAUUAAGAACUCUGUACAAAGCUUUAAAGGAAACGAUUACAAAAUUGUUUGUGUUGUUUACAUUGCGGCAAUAAGGGGUAACGGUAUCCAUGCUGCAGUGCAGUGUCUAUGGACUCCCGAACAGGAUUGCUUUACUACUGCAAGCUACACAAAUGAAAGUUUAUAUGCGUUUGGUUCCUUGAUGGCAAUUAAGUAUGACUAAAUACCUCUGUCUUCAAAUGACGCAAAUUCGCGCGUCAAAUUGGUUAUCUUUCGAAUAUUCCAAUAGAAUGAUUUAAACGGCUUUAUUAAACAGGUUAUGCAAAUAAACUAAUAAGUGUUUAAUCACUUUAUAUGUUUGGCCGCUGUUGGUUGAGGUCAACCAGUUACGUCAGCUGUUAGAUUUUACGAUAUGAGGGCACGUGGGUGGACUAUUAUGGCAGCUCAAAAGUCAACAAGUGAACAAAAUGAGACGACUUUAGUCAUAUAUCAUAUUUUAUUCAGAAAAUUGUUCAGAUGAUUAUUAGAUCAAUUAAAUGAUAAGUAGAGAUCUCCUGGCGGAUUAGAUAAAGUUAUAAACUCGUUCGACUCUUUAGCGACUAUUAAAUAAACUCUUUUGGUCGGUUACAUAAAUACCAUGUAUUCCUUUCUAAUUCUGCGAUCUGUGAACCAGCGAUAAGGGCUUUUUUCAACAUCAAUGUGACUUUAAUAGCAUUAUUUACGUAAUGUUAUUGUGUCAUUGAUUCGUGUUCGUGAGAUUUGUUCAGAGUUUAAUGAUGUGAAUCAGUAAGGAUUUGUGAUUGCUUGAGAAACUAAAUGAUUAGAUAUAUACACAUAAGAUGCGUGGGACAUCAUCAUGUAGGUUUGUACUUCUCAUUUUUUCCAUUCCCUUCACUCCAUUUGCACGCACUCAUAUACUAUGGUAGAAGGCUUUUACUGCUUUAUUUCCAGUUGUGAAGCUAUUACGCUCAAUUGUAAUAAUAUAAUAAGGGAAUGAAAAUCUGAAUGGGAAUGGUAGAAGGGGUUAAAUAGCGAUCUCCUGUGAGCUCCUCAUCAUUAGUUAGCCAGAUGGGCAGCCAAAGGAGGGAAGUCCUAAAUCAAUAUCAGGCAAAAACUAAGUGAAUUUAGAUGCAUUUUAGGAAUGUUAGUUUGAAGCCCCCACUUCAAUUUCAUUUGUGGCGUUGAAGGACACCACACAA
This is a messenger RNA of Exaiptasia diaphana, 2553 nucleotides long. RefSeq lists its product as uncharacterized. The transcript has a single exon. Gene Ontology annotation, molecular function: dynein intermediate chain binding. The record is from RefSeq and is a predicted model, not a curated record. The coding region runs from base 270 to 1577 and encodes 435 amino acids. Gene Ontology annotation, biological process: microtubule-based movement. Gene Ontology annotation, cellular component: cytoplasm; cytoplasmic dynein complex. Lineage: Eukaryota; Metazoa; Cnidaria; Anthozoa; Actiniaria; Aiptasiidae.